CUGUCUUCUUUCUCUUCAGGCUGAAACUUACUCCAGAAUCAGGCCAAAAUAAAAAAAAUAAACUUCAUCAGAACAAGGGUGGCAAAGAAAAUAACCAGGCAAAGAAAACGAUGGCACCAGUACUCUCUAUUCCUGAAAAUGUUCAGAAGCUAUGGGACACAUGGAGUAUUAGAGUUUUCAUCAUUAUAAGCUUCUCUGUGCAGGCCCUCUUACUUUGGCUUGCAACGUUUAGACAGAGAAUUCGCAGUUGGUGGAGAAAAUUGUUUAUUUGGGGUCUGUACUUGUUCGCGGAUUGGGUUGCUGUAUCUACCAUCGGAUUCAUCGUCCAGCACAAAAGUUCCACAAUGGACGGCCCUCCGAGUGACAUCUUGGCUUUCUGGGCACCCUUUCUCUUGUUGCACCUUGGCGGUCCAGACAACAUUACCUCUUAUUCUCUAGAGGAUAAUAAGUUAUGGCAAAGACACUUGCUUACGCUGGUGCUACAGUUCGGUUUUACCAUCUGUGCCAUUUUAACGUCCCUCUCAAGGCACGAGCUUUGGUUGGCAACUCUCGUGUUAUUUGCUGGCGUGGUAAAAUACGUUGAGCGAAAUGUUGCUCUUCGUUAUGCAAGUUUAGACCACUUCGGAGAAAAAUGGGAGGCAACUAAUGCUACAGAUGGAAUUCCCAUUCCAGUACAAUUCAAAGGCGUGAAGAACAACGGAGGGAUAUUAAAAACUGCAGUUCUACUCCUUGGCAGUUUAAAGGGUAUCAUCAUUGGCCCUGCUCCAAAGAAGGAAGAACUGGAGGAGAAAAUCACACCUAUUUUUUAUCCUUGCCAAGGUAGAAGUUCUCGUGAUGCGCUUCAAAUAAUUGAAAUUGAGCUAAGCCUCUUGUAUGAGCUUCUUCACACAAAGGUGCCUGUGAUUGCUUCAGCGAUUGGAUUCAUUUUCCGUAUUGCCAGUUUCAGUUGCAUCGUGGUAGCCUUGCUUUCAUUCUCAUUAGUUAAGAAGCACUACCAGUUGGGGUUGGUUGACAUCUUGCUAACCUAUGUGUUGCUGAUUGGCGCCUUGGCGUUGGAUGUCUUGUCUAUCAUACUAUUCAUCAAAAGCUCCGAUUGGAUUGCUAUUGCUCGCCUCCAAGAUCAGCACGUGUUGCCUAAAGCAUUUAUCAAUAGGCGCAGGUGGCGUAAAGAAGUUUCCCAGUUAAAUUUUUUCACGUAUCAUGUGAAAGAUUGUCCAGUUUGGUUGAAAAAUCUGGAUGAGUACUUCAUGGGGAGCCUGUUGGAAAGCAUAUAUACUAAUUUCCGAUGUCUGUCCUAUCAAAAUUUCCGGGACGCACUCUGGCAAUUCAUUUGGAAAGAAUUGUCGGACAAAUAUGAAUGGCAUAUGGAGAAUAAGCAAGAAGAUUGGUUGUCAAAAAAAGAAUUUAUAGAUCUUUUUUGGAAGGUUAUCAAAGGGAAACCAGCCGAAGAAUGUUGCAAAAGGAAACUAGCCGAGGAAUUGAUCGACAAGUUCAUUUACAAAUUUGAUAAUUUCUCACGAACCCUCCUAGUGUGGCAUGUAGGCACUGAAUUAUGCUUCCAAGACGUUAAUGACCAGUGGAGACAUGAGUCUGAAGAAACUGAUUACAGAUCAAUCUGCAAGCUACUUUCAGAUUAUAUGUUUUACCUUGCAGUAGGCGUGCAGCCCAGCAUGAUGGCCGAUGUAUUGGACGAUUGGAAAGAGGAAUUUACAAAAAUAUGUAAGGAGACUCGAUCAUUAGUACCCUGUAGUUUUUUCUCGAAUAAGAAGACUGCCUGCAAAAUGAUCUUUUUCGGGUUGAAGAAAGAAAAAGAGGACAAGCCCGGAUUAUCUGAUGCAGUUGAUCUUGCCUGCUGGCUCAAGAACGAGAACGAGAAGCAGGGGGGUUAUGAUUAUUCGUGGGAGUUAAUGAGCAAAGUUUGGGUACAUUUAAUGUUCUUUGCUGCUGUUACUUGCAGCUCAUAUGUCCAUGCACAGCAACCAAGUCAGGGUGGAGAACUUCUCACUUACGUUUGGCUGUCGCUGAAUCAUUUGGGUCUUGGAAUGAAAUACAAAACGUUGAAAGAAAUGUUGGAGCAUCCUCCCACUCGAGCGGGGAGGCCAGCAGCACCCCGGCCGGUCGAUGAGGAUGAGGAUGAGCAUACGUAUGGAGAAGGCUAAGAUUUUAAAUACGCGGGUUCCCUCUGAGAUGUGUUUAUUAUCAUUAUUAUUAUUGUUAAACUUAUUAAAGUUUUUAUUUUUUU
Molecule: messenger RNA, 2242 nt
Organism: Rubroshorea leprosula
Lineage: Eukaryota; Viridiplantae; Streptophyta; Magnoliopsida; Malvales; Dipterocarpaceae
Source: the annotation of a GenBank genome assembly